Hyalella azteca is the source of this 2457-nucleotide messenger RNA. RefSeq names its product RNA polymerase I-specific transcription initiation factor RRN3 (gene Tif-IA). The transcript is spliced from 6 exons. NCBI's taxonomy places the organism in Eukaryota, Metazoa, Arthropoda, Malacostraca, Amphipoda, Hyalellidae. Bases 182 to 2260 code for a protein of 692 amino acids. Gene Ontology annotation, molecular function: RNA polymerase I general transcription initiation factor activity; RNA polymerase I core binding. Gene Ontology annotation, biological process: transcription initiation at RNA polymerase I promoter. The record is from RefSeq and is a predicted model, not a curated record. Gene Ontology annotation, cellular component: nucleus.
AGAGCAGGCAGCAAAAUGUCGAAGCAGCUGUGUGCAAUCGUGUUUCUUUGCGACUUUAAAUUAGUUUUUACGAAGUGAUGAGCAGAGUUGGAAAAUAUUCUACUACAAUUCUUUCAAUAUCAGAGAACUUGUCAUCACUGGCGUGAAUUCUGUCAGCAAAAGACCAACCACCCUGAAUAAUAUGCUGGUCAACAAUCCUCCAAGAACUCCACCCAUUCUGAAGAAGAGGGAGCGAAAUGUAAGCUCCUCUGAUCCAUGCCCAAAUGGCAAAAAAUGUGCUGCAUUGCCGGGGGUUGAUCCAAAUGAUGAGAGGGUUCCUCUACUGCUGGAGCGAGUGCGGGAAACUGGACUAGUCUCUUCUUAUGCAGCAGAGCUGGAAGAAAUUUCCUCGGCCACAGCUGAGGAUCAGCUUGAAUGGGUGGUUCAGUUCACUCACAAUGUUAUUCGUCUUGAUACGUCCACAUCGGGAUUUAUUGUAGAAGUCCUCAAGCUACCAUGGAAACUUACCGAGAGUGAUAUGCUCCAAAAAGCUUACCAAAACUUUGUUGUAGCGCUGGUCACUGCGCACAACAUCCACUGCAAAGCAGUCUUCAGUCACCUCUUUGGAUUACUCCUACCUGAUACAAGUAUGGGUGCCGAAAUGAAUGAAGCGGACCAGUUGCUUCUCGUCAACCCCCAAUUGGUGCCCAAAUCAACCAUGCAAGUGACGCAGUGUUCAAUAGAGGCCAUUGUUAUGAUACACGCAAAGGUGCCGCUGAGUGAGCGCACGUUGUUGCGCGAGGCUAGCAAUGCCAGGCCGUACUAUAAACGGCAUCCUCACCUUCUCUUGAUCUACUGUAAGUGCCUCCUGAUACUCUCCUCGAGAAUACCGUCCUUGAGGAAGACAUUUCUCGAGAUGAUCGUUGAAAGGUUGGUGGAUAUAGAUGCCAACUGCCCACGCGAGCCAGCUGAUGGUUCUGACGAUGAAAACGAAGAAGAGGAAGUCUUUAAAAUGGAUGUGGACGAGGAGCUGUCACAGUCCCAGAACAGCCUGAUAGACGUGCAACGAAAGGCGCGGCUUGAUUGGAUUCUGAAUAACCCCCUCAUGCAUAGCCUGGAUGUGCUGAUGGACGCCAUGGUUCUGUACAUCCACUGCACCGUACACGAUGUGCCCUUCAGCUUGGACCGCAACAUCAAUAUUGAAGAACUAAGAAUAUUGGGAUGCCUACCAGGCAGCGUCAAAUUAGCUCCUAAUCUCGAAGCUGAUCAAGAUUCACAUGACAGUUCAACUGAUACUAGUCAUAAACAACAACUAACUCUCGGCUGCGCUUGUGGGGGCGAAAAACAUAACUUGAUGAGUUUGAAACGACUUUAUCAUGAUCUUGUUGGCGUAUUCACUCGAAUUGUUCUCCCAACACACUCCUCCGGGCAUGUUCAGUUCUUUAUGUUCUAUGUUUUGUCCAUCAAACCUUCCUUGACCAGGAUCUUCCUGGAUACCUUGAGAACAGAUUCUUUCAUGGGCAACGGAGUAGCAUUAGAUGUCAAGAAGAACGCUUUAGCCUAUAUAGGGAGCUUAAUGGUUAGAGGAAAAUUUGUCCCUAUCUCCACCACACUUUCAUGUUUAGAGGUGAUCGUAAGUUGGUGUCACGAGUAUAUAAAUUCUCAGGAAAAACAAGGCACAAACAAUUACAUGAAUCUCGCACUGCAUGAAAAAUUUUACUGUGCUUGUCAAACUAUUUUCUAUGUGUUUUCCUUUAGGUGCCUUGAAUUUACUAAGAGCGAAAAGAUGCUGGACCAUGUACGACGUCUCAAUCUGGAGCGCUUGGUGUUCAGUAAACUGAAUCCUCUGGCUGUUUGCAGGUACCAGAUUGUGAAAAACUUUGCUGCUAUCACUAGACAUUUUCAGCUUGCCUAUUGUUAUGCAAUCAUUGAGAGCAACCGACGCAAUACGCUACCAGUGUGCAUGCAUGCAAGUGAUGGUUCGGAUGUUAGAGCCUCGGCUUACGGCUCGUCGCUGGACAUGGCAUUCCCAUUCGACCCCUAUCAGCUUCUGCACUCGGCGCCUUACUUUGAAGCUCACUACCAGCAUUUCCCAGGACUGCCUGAGUACAUCAGCAUGGACGCUGAAGAAAGAAUUCUCGAGAAGGAAGAAACUGAAGACGAAGAUGACUUCCUAGAUCACAGUUAUCCGAGCGACUCCUAUCCCAAAAUUAGCAGCUUCAUGGAAUGCCAAGAUUCUCCCACGGCUGAGAGGAAAACCCUAAAGAGAAUUUUUCCUUAAGCUUCUCAUAUUAUAUAUGUAGGUAUUUGUUAUUCCUGUUGUACACUCACAUGUUUUUACAUUUAACAAGGCUCGUCCAGGGAUUUCCCUUUGUACUACAUAGGAUUUAUUUGUGCAUGGUAUUCACCUUUACCUAAAUUUUACCAUUUAACACGUUGACUACGUAUUGGUACAUAUGCGUACCACGAAAUGUAUUU